Molecule: messenger RNA, 4457 nt
Organism: Cinclus cinclus
Lineage: Eukaryota; Metazoa; Chordata; Aves; Passeriformes; Cinclidae
Gene: ASAP1
Product: ArfGAP with SH3 domain, ankyrin repeat and PH domain 1
Exons: 31
Coding region: 31-3378 (1115 amino acids)
Biological process (GO): positive regulation of GTPase activity
Cellular component (GO): cytoplasm
Molecular function (GO): GTPase activator activity; protein binding
Source: RefSeq, a predicted model, not a curated record
UCAAGCAGAAACACUCUGUGGGGCAGGAUCAUGCCGGACCAGAUCACCGUGUCGGAGUUCAUCGCCGAGACCACAGAGGAUUACAACUCCCCGACCACCUCCAGCUUCACCACCCGCUUGCAGAACUGCAGGAACACGGUCACGCUGCUGGAGGAGGCAUUGGAUCAAGACAGAACUGCACUACAGAAAGUGAAAAAAUCUGUAAAAGCAAUAUAUAGUUCGGGACAAGAUCAUGUUCAAAAUGAGGAAAACUAUGCACAAGUACUAGACAAAUUCGGAAGUAAUUUUUUAAGUCGGGAUAAUCCAGAUCUUGGCACAGCCUUUGUAAAAUUUUCCACACUUACUAAAGAAUUAUCAACACUGUUGAAGAACCUGCUCCAGGGUUUAAGCCACAAUGUUAUUUUCACUUUGGAUUCUCUCUUAAAAGGAGACUUAAAAGGUGUUAAAGGGGACCUCAAAAAGCCUUUUGACAAAGCCUGGAAAGAUUAUGAAACCAAAUUCACAAAGAUCGAAAAGGAGAAAAGAGAACAUGCGAAGCAGCACGGGAUGAUAAGAACUGAGAUAACAGGAGCUGAGAUAGCAGAGGAAAUGGAGAAGGAGAGGCGGCUGUUUCAGCUACAGAUGUGUGAAUAUCUUAUUAAGGUUAAUGAAAUCAAGACAAAAAAGGGUGUGGACCUUCUGCAGAACCUUAUUAAAUAUUACCAUGCACAAUGCAAUUUCUUCCAAGAUGGCUUGAAAACAGCUGAUAAACUUAAACAAUAUAUCGAAAAGUUGGCUGCUGACUUAUAUAAUAUAAAGCAGACACAAGAUGAAGAAAAGAAACAACUUACAGCCCUUCGAGAUUUGAUAAAAUCUUCUCUGCAGCUUGAUCAGAAGGAGUCUAGGAGAGAUUCACAGAGCAGGCAAGGAGGGUACAGUAUGCAUCAGCUUCAGGGGAAUAAAGAAUAUGGCAGUGAGAAGAAAGGUUAUCUUUUAAAGAAGAGUGAUGGGUUAAGGAAAGUAUGGCAAAGAAGGAAGUGCACUGUUAAAAAUGGAAUUCUUACCAUCUCACAUGCAACGUCCAACAGGCAACCAGCUAAACUGAAUUUAUUGACCUGCCAGGUGAAGCCAAAUGCAGAAGAUAAGAAAUCUUUUGAUCUAAUAUCACAUAACAGAACAUACCACUUUCAAGCAGAAGAUGAACAGGAAUACGUAGCAUGGAUAUCAGUAUUGACUAACAGCAAAGAAGAAGCAUUAAAUAUGGCAUUCCGUGGAGAGCAGAGCACAGGUGAAAACAGUUUAGAGGAUCUGACAAAAGCCAUUAUUGAUGACAUACAGAGAUUACCCGGAAAUGAAGUCUGUUGUGAUUGUGGCUCACCAGAUCCAACAUGGCUAUCAACUAAUUUGGGCAUUUUAACCUGCAUUGAGUGUUCUGGAAUACACAGAGAAAUGGGUGUCCAUAUUUCUCGAAUCCAGUCUUUGGAAUUAGACAAAUUAGGAACGUCUGAACUCUUGCUGGCCAAGAAUGUAGGAAAUACUAGUUUUAAUGAUAUUAUGGAAGGGAAUUUACCUAGUCCUUCACCUAAACCAGGUCCAUCAAGUGAUAUGACUGCACGUAAAGAAUUUAUCACUGCUAAAUAUGUAGAUCAUAAGUUCUCUAGGAAGACUUGUGCAUCUGCAGCAGCUAAACUGAGCGAAUUACUUGAGGCUGUCAAAUCCAGGGAUUUACUUGCACUAAUUCAAGUCUAUGCAGAGGGGGUAGAGCUAAUGGAGCCACUGCUGGAGCCUGGACAGGAGCCAGGUGAAACAGCACUUCAUUUAGCAGUCCGGACUGCUGACCAAACCUCUCUCCAUCUGGUUGACUUCCUUGUACAAAACUGUGGAAACCUGGACAAACAAACAGCAUUGGGUAAUACAGUUCUUCACUACUGCAGUAUAUAUAAUAAGCCUGAGUGUUUGAAAUUGCUUUUGAGGGGGAAGCCAACUAUUGAUGUAGUAAACCAAGCUGGAGAGACAGCUCUGGACACAGCAAAAAGAGUGAAAGCUGUCCAGUGCGAGGAACUGCUUUCUCAAGCCAAGGCAGGAAAGUUAAACCCACACGUGCAUGUGGAGUACGAAUGGAAUCUUCGGCAGGAAGAAAUUGAUGAAAGUGACGAUGACUUGGACGAUAAGCCUAGUCCUAUAAAAAAGGAAAGAUCUCCAAGGCCCCAAAGCUUUUGUCACUCCUCAAGCAUUUCUCCCCAAGACAAACUGACUCACCCUUCAUUUAGCACUCCCAGAGACAAGCAAAGGCUCUCCUAUGGAGCUUUUACCAACCAGAUCUUUGCUUCUGCAAGCACAGACUUACCCACCUCUCCAACAUCUGACGCUCCUCCUCUUCCUCCUAGAAACGCUGGCAAAGGUAAGUCUGGCCCACCUUCAACCCUCCCUCUAAGCACUCAAACCUCUAGUGGCAGCUCCACUCUUUCCAAGAAGAGACCACCUCCCCCACCCCCAGGACACAAAAGAACCCUCUCUGACCCACCAAGCCCACUACCUCAUGGACCCCAGAAUAAGGGCCCAAUUCCUUGGGGUAAUGAUUUGGGCCCACCUUCAACAAAGGCUGCAAACAAGUUUGAGGGGAUGUCUCAGCAGUCAAGCACUGGGACUGCAAAGACUGCACUUGGCCCUAGAGUUCUUCCCAAACUACCUCAGAAAGUGGCACUAAGAAAAAUAGAAACCAGUCAUCAUCUUUCAAUAGAUAAAUCCCAUCAGCACAUGGAAAUGUUUCAGAAGCCCUCACUGUCCAUCGAUAUACCACAGAAACCACAGCCUGGAGACCUGCCCCCAAAGCCUCUGCCUCUGGAAUUAACUCAGAAACCUCAAGUGGGAGAUUUACCCCCAAAGCCUGGAGAACUACCCCCAAAGCCUCAGCUAGCAGACUUGCCACCAAAACCACAGCUUGGAGACUUACCUCCAAAGCCACAAAUGAAGGACCUUCCUCCAAAACCUCAGCUAGGAGAGCUGUUGGCUAAAACUCAAGGUGGAGAAGCAGCAGCAAAGCCUCAGCCCUCAGAGGCAAAUCAAAAAUCUCACUCCAUAGAUCUUUCUCCAAACGUACAGUCCAGAGACACCGUCCAAAGGCAAGCAUCUGAAGAGUCUAAUGACAUAACACACACUCUGCCAGAAACCCCUGUGCCACUUCCCAGGAAAAUAAACAUGGGGAAAAACAAAGUUAGGCGAGUGAAGACCAUUUAUGACUGUCAGGCAGAUAAUGAUGAUGAACUCACAUUUGUUGAAGGAGAAGUAAUUAUUGUAACUGGUGAAGAGGACCAAGAGUGGUGGAUUGGCCACAUCGAAGGACAGCCAGAGAGGAAAGGCGUCUUUCCAGUGUCCUUUGUGCACAUUCUGUCAGACUAGUCAAAACAAACAAACAAAUCCUAAACUUGAGCAUUGCACAUCCUUCAUGCAAGACGGGCUUUUUAGCAAAAGCGAACGCUGCUGCCUCCCUGUAAUCCUGUGCACAAUUGUAUAUAUAGCUGCUGUUACAAAUUAAGAAUUCAUUUAAGUUUCACCUCAUGAGGUUGAAUUAUAUGUCUUGUAAAUAUACUGUGUUAUUCUGCCUUUGCCAGUAUUAUGGUAGCCUUGGAACCUGGCACGCCUUACCGGGUUUGUUGAAGCCAUCCUGGGCAUUUAGCACUUCCAUCUCUGUCCGUGCUGUCCCACACGUGUGGACUGCCAGCUUUCCAACAUAGGUGGUCUCUGUCACCCACGUAACUGUACAGAAAUGACUGUUCCUUAAUAACUUGGUAUUCUCAGUAUACAAUUAGAAGAAAGUUAGAAUGAGUGAAUGGUUUUGGACAAUUUAAAGAUCAGUCUGCAGUUCGUAAGUGUAUGCAGUUUACAGCUAUGAAACCCACUUCGAUAUUUAUUUAAUAUAGUACUCAGUUAAGUGUAAUUAUGAAGACAAAUAUUCACUGACUUUACAGGUAACAGUAAUGUUUUACAGUGUGCAUACAGCAUUUCAUGUUUAUAUUAUGUGGACCUAUGCCAAACUGUGAUUGCAGUUCCCCUGUGAUAUUACCUCACCAUAAAAAGUUACCAAUUUAUUUCAUUUGAAAACUUACUUUAAUGAAAAUUAGUCAUAUUGUUCUUUAGUAGAUAUGUGUGAAAUUUGCUGGUUUCUUUCACUGAAUUCUUAAUAACCAAGGACUUCUAGCAAAUGUUAACUGUUGACAUUGUGCAUGCAUUUAGAUGCUUACUUGAAACCUGCCUUUGUACAAAAGUAGUACUGUAGUCAUAUAGCUACAUUUGAGGAAAAGAACAUUUUAACUUAAUUGCUAUUCAGGUUAAUGUGAGCUUGCAACAGUAUUUGUUUAUAGUUAAAUUGGCUCUUUGAAAAAUGAUUUUGUGGAUUUUUUUUUCUUGUCUUCAACCUUGCUAAAAGUUAGUUGCCUAAAAUAAAUUUUUAAGUGGUGAUAUAAGGAUACAUUUAAAUU